ACACACACACUGUCAUGUCUACACCCUCACACACAUGUCCACACACACACACCGCCAGUCAUGUCUACACCCUCACACACCACAUGUCCACACACACACACCCACAGUCAUGUCUACACCCUCACACACCACAUGUCCACACACAUACACUGUCAUGUCUACACCCUCACACACAUGUCCACACACACACACCCACAGUCAUGUCUAUACCCUCACAUACCACAUGUCCACACACACACACUGUCAUGUCUACACCCUCACACACAACAUGUCCACACACACACACCCACAGUCAUGUCUACACCCUCACACACCACAUGUCCACACACAAACACCCACAGUCAUGUCUACACCCUCACACACCACAUGUCCACACACACACACCCACAGUCAUGUCUACACACUCACAGACAUGUCCACACACACACACCCCCAGUCAUGUCUACACCCUCACACACCACAUGUCCACACACACACACAGUCAUGUCUACACCCUCACACACCACAUGUCCACACACACACCCACAGUCAUGUCUACACCCUCACACACCACAUGUCCACACACACACCCACAGUCAUGUCUACACCCUCACACACCACAUGUCCACACACACACACCCACAGUCAUGUCUACACCCUCACACACCACAUGUCCACACACACACACAGUCAUGUCUACACCCUCACACACCACAUGUCCACACACACACCCACAGUCAUGUCUACACCCUCACACACCACAUGUCCACACACACACACUGUCAUGUCUACACCCUCACACACCACAUGUCCACACACACACCCACAGUCAUGUCUACACCCUCACACACCACAUGUCCACACACACACACUGUCAUGUCUACACCCUCACACACCACAUGUCCACACACACACAUCCACAGUCAUGUCUACACCCUCACACACAUGUCCACACACACACCCACAGUCAUGUCUACACCCUCACACACCACAUGUCCACACACACACACCGUCAUUCAUGUCUACACCCUCACACACCACAUGUCCACACACACACACCCACAGUCAUGUCUACACCCUCACACACCACAUGUCCACACACACACACAACCUUGCUGGCUGCUCUUCGAGGGCCAGGCACUCUGGGGCGCCUGCCACCAGGACACGUCCUCCUGCCCUUCCCUCAACAAAGGCAAGCACAGCAAGGCAGUCUGCCACCCCACGCCGUGUGCACAGCACACCAGGGAAAUCCACAAUACCGCGGAACGGUCUGUCUCAGACAAAUCUGUGCAGCAGAAACACAAACGCAACAUAAAACCACAGGCCGAGGCGCAUCGCCCCGUCCACAGCCACAGGCCCACGAGGCGCAUCGCCCCGUCCACAGCCACAGGCCCACGAGGCGCAUCGCCCCGUCCACAGCCACAGGCCCACGAGGCGCAUCGCCCCGUCCACAGCCACAGGCCCACGAGGCGCAUCGCCCCGCCCACAGCCACAGGCCCUCGAGGCGCAUCGCCCCGUCCACAGCACGUCUUGCACUGUCCGUUCCCCUUCCCCUGCCCCUGUUGGAGAAAGAUCCACAGGAGGAAACAAAGCUCAGCUUCUCCAAGGCUCACAGUUCUUCUGGAGACCAGAAAGCUGAAGGUGAACACAGCAAAACCACGGCCUCGGGAAGCACACACGGGGCCACCCAGGAGCUCGGCGAGCGUCAGCACCUGA
Messenger RNA from Nycticebus coucang (slow loris), 1695 nucleotides. Its product is annotated as histidine-rich glycoprotein-like. NCBI's taxonomy places the organism in Eukaryota, Metazoa, Chordata, Mammalia, Primates, Lorisidae. Bases 61 to 1695 code for a protein of 544 amino acids. The transcript has 3 exons. The record is from RefSeq and is a predicted model, not a curated record.